This is a messenger RNA of Nyctereutes procyonoides (raccoon dog), 4727 nucleotides long. It is a transcript of the gene ESRP2, whose product is annotated as epithelial splicing regulatory protein 2. Gene Ontology annotation, molecular function: RNA binding. Lineage: Eukaryota; Metazoa; Chordata; Mammalia; Carnivora; Canidae. The coding region runs from base 172 to 2325 and encodes 717 amino acids. Gene Ontology annotation, cellular component: ribonucleoprotein complex. The record is from RefSeq and is a predicted model, not a curated record. The transcript has 16 exons.
GGGGCGCCGCGGGCGGGUCUCAGCGGCGCCCACUGCGCCGGCCGGGCCGCAGGUGCCGCCCCCGACACACCGGGUCCCGCCCAAGCUGAUUGGUGUCUGCCGUCGGCCGGUGCGUGCGUGCGCCUCGUCGGUCCGCGCGUGUCUGGCCGAGCGCCCCCUUCCUCUGCGGCCAUGACUCCGCCGCCUCCCCAGCCACCGCCCCCCGGCCCGGACCCCGCCUCGGACUCGGUCGCCGACCCCCGCCCCGCGCCUGGACCCCUGGUCGUGCUGUUCGGGGCCACGGCCGGUGCGCUGGGGCCGGACCUGGGCUCCGACGAGACCGACUUAAUCCUCCUGGUCUGGCAAGUGGUGGAGCCGCAGAGCCGGCAGGUGGGGACGUUGCACAAGUCACUGGUUCGCGCCGAGGCGGCGGCGCUGAGUCCGCAGUGCCGCGAGGCGAGCGGCCUGAGCGCCGACAGCUUGGCGCGGGCCGAGCCGCUGGACAAGGUGUUGCAGCAGUUCUCACAGCUGGUGAGCGGGGAUGUGGCUCUGCUGGGCGGGGGCCCCUACAUGCUAUGCACUGAUGGGCAGCAGCUGCUGCGACAGGUCCUGCACCCUGAGGCCUCCAGGAAGAACCUGGUGCUCCCCGACACCUUCUUCUCCUUCUACGACCUCCGCAGAGAGUUCCACGUGCAGCACCCAAGCGCCCGCCCUGCCAGGGAGCUCACCGUGGCCACCAUGGCACAGGACUUGGGGCUAGAGACAGAUGCCACAGAGGAUGACUUUGGGGUCUGGGAAGUGAAGACAAUGGUAGCGGUCAUCCUCCACCUGCUCGAAGGGCCCAGUGGUCAAUUGUUUUCGAAGGCAGAGGUGGUAAAGCAGAAGUAUGAGACAGGUCCUUGCAGCAAGGCCGACGUGGUGGACAGUGAGACCGUGGUGCGGGCCCGCGGGUUGCCCUGGCAGUCAUCAGACCAGGAUGUGGCUCGAUUCUUCAAAGGGCUCAACAUUGCCAGGGGCGGCGUCGCACUCUGCCUCAAUGCCCAGGGCCGCAGAAACGGCGAGGCCCUCAUCCGCUUUGUGGACAGCGAGCAGCGGGACCUAGCGCUGCAGAGACACAAGCACCACAUGGGUGUCCGCUAUAUUGAGGUAUAUAAAGCAACAGGAGAGGAGUUUGUCAAGAUCGCGGGGGGCACAUCACUAGAGGUGGCUCGUUUCCUGUCACGGGAAGACCAAGUGAUACUGCGGCUACGGGGACUGCCCUUCUCAGCCGGGCCAGCGGACGUGCUGGGCUUUCUGGGGCCAGAGUGCCCGGUGACUGGGGGUGCUGAUGGGCUGCUCUUUGUGCGCCACCCUGACGGCCGGCCCACUGGUGAUGCCUUUGCCCUCUUUGCCUGUGAGGAGCUGGCACAGGCUGCCCUGCGCAGGCACAAGGGCAUACUGGGUAAGCGAUACAUUGAACUCUUCCGGAGCACUGCAGCUGAGGUGCAGCAGGUCCUGAACCGCUACGCAUCCAGCCCACUCCUUCCCGCACUCACGGCUCCACUGCUCCCCAUCCCCUUCCCACUGGCAGCUGGGACUGGGAGAGACUGUGUACGCCUUCGGGGCCUGCCCUACACCGCCACCAUCGAAGACAUCCUGAGCUUUCUGGGGGAGGCAGCGGCCGACAUCCGGCCCCACGGUGUGCACAUGGUGCUCAACCAGCAGGGCCGGCCAUCUGGCGAUGCUUUCAUCCAGAUGACGUCAGCAGAGCGGGCCCUAGCUGCUGCUCAGCGUUGCCAUAAGAAAGUGAUGAAGGAACGCUAUGUGGAAGUGGUCCCCUGCUCCACAGAGGAGAUGAGUCGCGUGCUAAUGGGGGGCACCUUGGGCCGCAGUGGCAUGUCCCCUCCACCCUGCAAGCUGCCCUGCCUCUCACCACCCACCUACGCCACCUUCCAGGCCACCCCAACACUCAUUCCCGCUGAGACGGCAGCUCUGUAUCCCUCUUCAGCACUGCUCCCGGCUGCCAGGGUGCCUGCUGCCCCCACCCCUGUUGCCUACUACCCAGGGCCAGCCACUCAACUCUACAUGAACUAUACUGCUUACUACCCCAGCCCCCCAGUGUCCCCCACCACGGUGGGCUACCUCACCACACCUCCUGCUGCCCUGGCCUCUGCUUCCACCUCAGUGUUGUCCCAGCCAGGAGCCCUGGUCCGUAUGCAGGGUGUCCCAUAUACAGCCGGUAUGAAGGAUCUGCUCAGUGUCUUCCAAGCCUAUCAGUUAGCCCCUGAUGACUACACCAGUUUGGUGCCUGUUGGUGACCCGCCUCGCACUGUGCUACAGGCCCCCAAAGAGUGGGUGUGUUUGUAGGUGAGGGAGCCAGGAGGAGGUGAACAGUUCCUACCUGGCUGACUAGAGGUGGUGGCCAGUGACCCGGCUCCCUCUGCCCAGGCCUCAGCUGACCUCAAUAGAGUCCUGGCAUCUAGGACUCAUUAUCCCCUGGAGUAACAACAUCAAGCCUUUGACCAGCUCAGCACACUGUCGCACAUAUAGGCACUCAAAAGAAUUUCCUUCUUGAAUAAAUGAAAUUACAUGAUUUUGUGUGCAAACAUUCUACAAACUUCAGGUGCUUUGAAAUGGCCCCAGCCUUGGAAUAGAUACUAAUCCCAUUAAUGGGAUGGGUAAGGGCAGAGUUUGGAAAAAGCACCCAACUCGGGCACCUCCUUUGGUAGACAGCAGGCUGGAGUUUCUUACUGGCCCCUGCGUUGGGCACCAGCCUCACCAGCAGCAGCACCAGGGCAUCUUUGGUGUGGAGGGUUAGGUCUAUGAUGCUACCUCAUGUUUGGGUUUGCCUCAAAGCCUUUUGGGGAAAAGGCUGGUUUUUAGGCCAUGCAGAGGGACAAGGUAGGCCAGAAUCAUUUUAGGUUGUAAACAGAAUGAGGGAUAAGCCUUCCAUGCCACUGUGAAUCUUAAAAGCUUCCCAUCUGGAGUCCUGUUUUAUCUCUGCUCCUUUUUUUUUUUUUUUUUUUUUCUGCUCCUCUUUUGAAGCAUAGCUUAUUUGCGUUUAGCUUCUGACACAGCCUGGCCUCUAGAGAUGAGCUAGAACCAGCAAAUUUGCCUAAACCGUCAUAAGGCUAUGGCUUCAAAGGAUAUAGAGCAGCCAAAUGCAGAUAAACUAUCAUUCGGAAAAGGUCUGGGACCAGAGGACACAAGAAAAGCACUCCACAGCGUACUUGUUUGCAGGAUGGCAGGGUAUUAAAGCUACCAAGCUAAAAAACCCACCUUUCAAAGUUACCUUACAUGUCGCUAUCUUAUCCAAGGCCCUGAGGGAAAAAAGCAAUUUCAACAUGGAGUCAUUAUGGAGAGACUGCAGGAAGAUUACCUAAAAAGUUAUAAAAAGGCUAUGCUCUGGAAUGUCGUUUUAUAUUCCAACACUUCAAUGAUUGGAAUGGUCUCCUCACGUUAACAGUUUACUUUUAUAAGAGGUAUGAGCUACAUUUGGCUUUAUUUCCUAUAAAUCUAUGAAAGGCUUUAGGGCAUGCUGAGUUUCUGAGGCAUAGGUGUGGGCUUGGGAGAAUUUUUUUUUUCAUGUUUACCUCUGGAAGGUUUUAUCAAAAGUUACUACUUUAAAAAUAUCAUCAAAGCUAAAGAGUCCUUCAAAUGACCAUAAAGGAGUACAAAUCACCAAUCACAGCUAAGCAACCAGGUCACUUGCAAAAGCAGCACCUCUGAAAUGGAGAGCCUGCUGCAUUCACACUCAAAGCACCCAUCAUAUAAAAGUAUCCUAUUUAAAUAUAAAAAGCAAAGCUCAUUUCCCCAAAGCUCAGUCUAUGCUGCUCCUGUUCUUUUACAAAAAUCUACCCAAGGCCUGAGGUGGAGGAAUGCUGCUUUCCCCACAUACAGUGAUCCCAACUCCUGGCGCCAGUCCUGAAAGCCACAGAAUUGGAAACCCAAGGUCCAAGGAGAGAAAAAUGCUGAGAAGUCCAUGGUGGUGGACACAUGGCUGCAGUGAGCACUGUUAGAGCCCAUCGGAUCUUCCUCUAUCCAGGGAAUUGGGACCUGGGAGGGGAGCCUCCCUGCUUGCCCCUGUUCCUUGGGAAACAGAAAUCUGGGACAUGUCUCUCCCAAUUAUCUCGUUCACUGAAAAACAAGAAAAGGGAAAAUGAUUAGUGACCUCUGUGUGACUGACCAUAGGAUGCUCAAAGGCAAGUUCCAUUUCAAACACAUUUUUUCGCUUUCUGAAGUUUUCUAUAAAGGUAAAUGCAGUGUUUAAAGCCUACUCCUAAACUGAAUGGAGACCUAAGUCUAGAAGCUAUUCCAGCCCCUGCUUUUCCCUUUCAGUUCAGUUUGGGUUGGGAAGGGAGAUGGCUCAGGGAACAGGAAACAUUCUUACCCUCACUCUAAAAAGCUCAUGCUAGGGAUCCCUGGGUGGCACAGCGGUUUGGCGCCUGCCUUUGGCCCAGGGUGUGAUCCUGGAGACCCGGGAUCGAAUCCCACGUCGGGCUCCCGGUGCAUGGAGCCUGCUUCUCCCUCUGUCUAUGUCUGCCUCUCAAUCUCUCUCUCUCUCUCUGUGACUAUCAUAAAUAAAUAAAAAUUAAAAAUAAAAAGCUCAUGCUCUAGAACUGAAGAUAGCAUACUUCUUAAAUGUGUUUACAUUAAUCUAACUUUUCCUUAAUUUGCAUCCCUUUAGGAGGGUCUUCCCCUUCUGAUUCCUGGAGAGUACUUUGUAUGUAAAGUGAGUGAAAAUAAAUGCUUUGGUGAGAAUAAAAGAA